AUGCGGGAAAUCGUGCACAUUCAGAUUGGCCAGUGUGGCAACCAGAUCGGAUCCAAGUUCUGGGAGGUGAUCGGAGAAGAACAUGGGAUUGACCCUGCUGGGGGCUACUGUGGGGCCUCCGCCCUGCAACUGGAGCGGAUCAGCGUUUACUACAAUGAAGCCUACGGUAAAAAGUAUGUGCCCCGAGCUGUCCUUGUGGACCUGGAACCUGGGACGAUGGACAGCAUCCGAUCCAGCAGAUUAGGAGCCCUCUUUCAGCCUGAUAAUUUUGUUCAUGGUAACUCAGGAGCUGGUAACAACUGGGCCAAGGGCCACUACACCGAGGGAGCAGAGCUGAUCGAGAGCGUCCUGGAUGUGGUGAGGCGGGAGAGCGAGAGCUGCGACUGCCUGCAGGGUUUCCAGAUCGUGCACUCUCUGGGUGGGGGCACCGGCUCAGGCAUGGGCACCUUGCUCAUGAACAAGAUCAGGGAGGAAUACCCAGACCGGAUCCUUAACUCCUUUAGCGUCAUGCCGUCCCCCAAGGUGUCCGACACGGUGGUAGAGCCCUACAAUGCCGCCCUGUCCAUCCACCAGCUGAUUGAGAACACAGAUGCCUGUUUCUGCAUCGACAACGAGGCACUCUACGACAUUUGCUUCCGCACCCUGAGGCUGACGACACCCACCUACGGCGACCUCAACCACCUGGUGUCCUUGACCAUGAGUGGCAUCACCACCUCGCUACGGUUUCCCGGCCAGCUCAACGCGGACCUGCGCAAGCUGGCGGUGAAUAUGGUGCCCUUUCCUCGUCUCCACUUCUUCAUGCCAGGCUUCGCUCCACUCACGGCCCAGGGCAGUCAGCAGUACCGAGCCCUCUCGGUGGCUGAGCUCACCCAACAGAUGUUUGAUGCCCGCAACAUCAUGGCCGCCUGUGACCCUCGCCGCGGUCGCUACUUGACUGUGGCUUGCAUCUUCCGGGGUAAGAUGUCCACUAAGGAAGUAGACCAACAGCUGCUGUCCGUGCAGACGAGGAACAGCAGCUGCUUCGUGGAAUGGAUUCCCAACAACGUCAAGGUGGCUGUGUGUGACAUCCCACCCCGCGGGCUGAACAUGGCAGCUACCUUCCUGGGUAACAAUACAGCCAUCCAGGAGCUCUUCACCAGGGUCUCCGAGCACUUCUCGGCCAUGUUCAGAAGGAAAGCUUUUGUGCACUGGUACACCAGCGAAGGGAUGGACAUAAGUGAAUUUGGGGAAGCUGAGAGUGAUAUCCAUGACCUGGUAUCUGAGUACCAACAAUUUCAAGACGUCAAAGCAGGGCAGGAGGAGAGCGAAGAGGACAGGGCGGAAGAGGAGGCAGAAAUGGAGGCAGAAGAUAAGGAACAUUAG
Molecule: messenger RNA, 1362 nt
Organism: Microtus oregoni (creeping vole)
Lineage: Eukaryota; Metazoa; Chordata; Mammalia; Rodentia; Cricetidae
Gene: Tubb1
Product: tubulin beta 1 class VI
Exons: 4
Coding region: 1-1362 (453 amino acids)
Biological process (GO): mitotic cell cycle; microtubule cytoskeleton organization
Cellular component (GO): cytoplasm; microtubule
Molecular function (GO): structural constituent of cytoskeleton; GTPase activity; GTP binding
Source: RefSeq, a predicted model, not a curated record